Molecule: messenger RNA, 1419 nt
Organism: Pungitius pungitius (ninespine stickleback)
Lineage: Eukaryota; Metazoa; Chordata; Actinopteri; Perciformes; Gasterosteidae
Exons: 2
Coding region: 1-1284 (427 amino acids)
Source: RefSeq, a predicted model, not a curated record
AUGAGCUCGUACACAGGAAGAAGACAAAGUCCUCAAAGGGGCCACAACAGUGCAGGAAAAAUAAAUGGCAAUGUCUAUACACAGGCACAACCUGAACCUGGUGGGAGAGCAGAGGGCCUAAAUGGGCCAUUUCCAAUCAAGCCGGUCUACCACAAAAGAUCUGUCCAACCCAGUAAACAAGACAUAUUUAAACCGUAUGAUUUAGAAAAAACUGCUAUGACAAAACAACCAAGAGACCCUUCGUCGGCCCAGGAACAGCUUACAAAUGGCAAAGAAACCAACGGAUCCCGAGAUCCAAGAAACCGCUCCGACUGCAGAACGCCCAGCGGAGAACUGCAGAUGGACAGAGCGAUUCAUGCGGGAAAGCUCAUGCUGCAGGAUAAGCUGUGGAUCUUAGCGGAAAAAAUGAGACAAAAAAAACAGAGGGACGCCGCUGCACUCGAUGACCUAAAGAGUGAGGAGCCGAGACACAGCAGGGGACAGGCUGAAAGAGGAAACCCUCAGACCAGAUCCAGGCUGCCAGAGCAGCAGAGGAGAGGACCAGCGCACAGAAGGGAAACAAAGGGGCAAGGAAGAGGACAGGAGAAUUUUGAACACGUGGAGACACAAGGUCAAGAAGAAGGGGCCAGGGGCACAGGAAGGGAAAUGGCAGUCGCAGAGUCACGCGAAAAAGCAACUCACCAGAUCACAGUUCCGGAGCAAGAAGUGAGUGGAAAGCUGAGCAAACCACGGUGGGAAAAAGUGAGAAGGGAAGAGGAUGAAGAAAAAAACGGCAUUUGGGGCGAGACACGUGUGAAGUUGCACAAUGGAACGGUGAAAGCAAAAGAAAGAUAUCAAAGUGCAGCCUCUGCGGGUGAUGAAGGUCGGGAGGGAGAGAAGAAAUACAGGGAAAGGACAUGUGAGGAGAAACGCGUUUCUGACACCGACCGAUAUACGCCUCAAACGAGUCAGCAGAAGGCUUCUCACGAAGCUGCAACGGGAGGGAGAAAACCAUCGGGGGGACCGUCGCGGCCCCCGGCGUCCCAUCCCGUCGGGCUCAGCGGACCAGAGCCGGACCAGAACCGGAACGAGGACUCCGGCCUCCAGCUCUUUCCUUGCAAGAUUUGCAAGAGAAAGUUUGCAGGCGAUAGACUGCAGAAGCACGUCCAAAUCUGCGAGAAGGUGAAACGAUCACCACGCAGAGUCUUCAACAGCCACCUUCACAGGAUCAAGGGAUCGGACGUAGAGAAGUUCUUAAAAACGCUGGAAGCCGUACCAGCUACACAAGCAGAGGUUUUUAAAUAACAAAAAGAAGAAGGAGCCAAGCGAAGAUAGCCCGGAUCCAAAAUGGAACCUCACAGCACAAAUGGACUGACCCGUGUAAAAGGUUUGGUUUGGAACCAUUUGAACAAGAAGUAAUAAAACACAGUGUCAAGUAAA